AAAUUAAAUGAUCCCAAAUUUAAAGGGCAAAAUGCCAACAACAUGUAACCUCCCAAAAUCAGCAUUUUUCUCAACUCCAAACUAUCAAACUAUUAAUUCUACCAUAUAGACUUUCUAUAUAUACAUAGUAGAGAAGUACUACUCCAAAUCAAAGAGAGAAAAGGUUGAGUUGAAUUGAGUCGAGUUAGUUCAACGAUGGCCAUUUUGAUCAAGACUUUCAAGGCUUUCGCUGCGAUCGCAGUGCUCGGAAUGUUAUUAUCUAGCAAAGACAAUAUCACUGUCUACGGGCAGUGCAAGGGCAAUAUGGAAGAUAUGGUUGCUCGUUGCGGCAACGUUGCCCAAAUAGGGGCACCGGAGGAAGACCCGUCUCCAGCGUGUUGCAACGCCGUGAGCACGGCGGAUGUUAGGUGCAUGUGCCAACAUAUGACGGCGGAGGCGGAGAGGGUUCUAGACAUGAGCAAGGUGGUUCAUGUUGCAGACUUUUGUGGGAACCCAAUUCCCCAUGGAAGCAAGUGUGGAAGCUAUACAGUUCCAUGAAGCAGCUGCUAAUUGGAAGAGUAGAGAAAGAGUAAGAAAAUGGGUUGUAGCUUAAGCUUUAAUGAAAUGGCUUCUACCUCAAAACUUGUAAUUGUACUUGUACUUGCAAGGAAAUAAAAUUAUAUAACCUAAAUAUAAGAACAUGAGUUAUGAUCUUAUAGUUUCAUUUGGGUGAGUGAUGUGAAUCUUAUUCAUUUAACUAAUAUUAUUAGGGCUUAAAUACUAUUUUAUUCCCCGAUUUUGAUUCACUUUGUUUAAACUUUGUUCAUUUUAGUCAUUCUACUCUCGGAACGUCUACUUUGGUCUUUUGUACUUUUAAAA
Messenger RNA from Momordica charantia (bitter melon), 858 nucleotides. RefSeq lists its product as uncharacterized. The record is from RefSeq and is a predicted model, not a curated record. Lineage: Eukaryota; Viridiplantae; Streptophyta; Magnoliopsida; Cucurbitales; Cucurbitaceae.